Molecule: messenger RNA, 819 nt
Organism: Maylandia zebra (zebra mbuna)
Lineage: Eukaryota; Metazoa; Chordata; Actinopteri; Cichliformes; Cichlidae
Source: RefSeq, a predicted model, not a curated record
CUAAGAAUGGCACAGUUUCAUUUCUAAGCAACAGAAAAAACUUCAGUUGCAGAAUACCAACAACGGACAUUGUGUGGAGAUCUGCAUCACAUUGCUGCUGCCUGCUUUCCAAAUAUCGCCAUGACAGUGCCUGAGCAGGUGACCUACGAAGUCUUCUGUUUAUCCCUGGCAGCUCUAGUGCUGGCUGUGAUUGAGCUCCUGCUGCUCUGUUGCGUCCUCAAACAAAUCAGAAACAGAAACAUCACCGAGAUGCAGAUCUCAGCAGAACAACCUAGUCGUAAACUGACUGUCAGAACCAAGCCCGACCAUGCAGACCAGCUGCUGGACCACCUGCUGGACAGAGUGUUUCUCCAGGGGAAUGCAGGACUAGCAUCUGGAGGAGAAUCCCCAGCGGACGUUGAAUCACAAACUGGAGGAGAAUUCAAGAAGGAAGUUGGAUUAGAACCUCAGAAGAACCUUAGAGAAGGAUCUGGAUCAUACCCAGAAGCUUCAACAUCCACUUCUCAUCCUCAAAGAGCUGUGAAUCCUCUUCAUAACAGACUGCAGCAGUGGUUCCAGGUGACUGCUCCUGGUCAACAUGAGAAAAAAAGACAUUUCAAAACUGCAUCCCAUCAAACAUCUUCUGUGGAUCAAACCAACAACACGUACUCGCAGCAGUCCCAUGAAUCCCAGCAUGGCUCUUCCUCAUCUAAGGGUCCUUCAUCCACUGCAUCCUCAGAGGAAGACAAGUAGCACGAUGGGACAGAAGAUCAGAAACACAAACACUGAUCAGAUUCUGAAAGAAUCUGUCAAAUAAAACAGCAGAGCAUAUAACAGUCA